AUGACCACCGCCACUACCCGGCCGCCCCUCCACUCUCUCCGGCCACUGCGCCGCCGCCACGCCAACCGCCUCUUUGCAGCGGUCUACGCGGUGGCCGUAUUCUGUCUCCUCCGCCACCACACGCACGCCAUCCUCACCUCAACCACCGCUUUCUCUCUCCUCGUCUCCUUCUCUCUCCUAAUCUCCGACCUCCUCCUGGCCUACAUGUGGUCCACCACUCAGGCCUACCGCAUGAACCCGGUCGUCCGGGAAGAGUUCCCGGAGAACCUCGAGAAGGUCCUCGACCGGAGGGAUUUUCCGGCGACGGACGUGUUCAUUUGCACGGCGGACCCGCACAAGGAGCCGCCGGUCACGGUCGUGAACACGGCCCUUUCGGUGAUGGCGUACGAUUAUCCGGCCGAGAAGUUGUCGGUGUAUGUGUCGGACGACGGCGGGUCGGAGCUGACCGUGUUUGCGCUGAUGGAGGCGGCCAAGUUCGGGAAGCGGUGGUUGGCCUUCUGCCGGGAGAAUGACGUGGCGGACCGGAGCCCCGGAGCUUAUUUCGGGUCGGGCUGUGAUUUGACUUCUGAGGCUGAGGAAAUUAAGAUUAUGUAUGAGAACAUGAAGAUGAAAGUGGAGAAUGUGGUGGAAAGAGGUAAAGUAUGUGAGGAAUAUAUUACAAGUCAAGAUGAGCGAAGAGUAUUGGAACAAUAUUGGGCCCAAGAUUUUACCCGCCGUAACCACCCAACUAUAAUUAAGAUCUUAUUGGACUCCAAAAGUGAUAGGGAUGUUAGAGGUGAGCCCAUGCCCAAUCUCAUCUACGUAUCCAGACAAAAGAGUCCAAACAGCCCACAUCAUUUCAAGGCCGGAGCCCUCAACACUUUGCUCCGAGUUUCCGCUAGUAUGACCAACUCGCCGAUAAUUUUGACAUUGGACUGUGAUAUGUAUUCGAAUGACCCUCGGACGGUCCAAAGGGCCUUGUGUUAUCUUCCAGAUAAAUCGGGCAGGCCCAAUUGUGGGUACGUCCAAUUUCCACAACGUUUUUGUGGGCUAAACAAGGCUGACAUAUAUUCUAGCGAGCACAAGCGUUUGUUUCUAUGUAACCCAAUCGGCAUGGAUGGGCUUAAUGGGCCUAGUUACGUUGGGACUGGCUGCUUUUUCCGACGUCGCAUUUUCUUUGGCAGCCCAUCAAAGUACAUACAACCAGAAAUUCCAGAGUUGGGCCCAGACUACGUUGUAGGAAAGCCUAUUGAUAGUGAGGAAGUUUUGAAGCUGGCCCAUCGUGUUGCCGAUUGCACUUAUGAGGACCAAACGAAAUGGGGUUCCAAGCUAGGCUUUCGAUAUGGGUCGUUGGUGGAGGAUUAUUAUACGGGCUAUCGACUGCAAUGUGAGGGCUGGCAGUCCAUAUUUUGUAAUCCAAGCAGGCCUGCAUUUUUGGGAGAUGUGCCCAUCUCUCUUCUUAAUGUCCUGAACCAGAACAGAAGAUGGUCUAUUGGGCUUUUGGAGGUGGCCUUUUCCAAGUACAGCCCAUUAACAUUCGGCAUAAAGUCUAUGGGAAUCUUAAUGGGCCAAUCUUACGCACACUACGCCUUCUGGCCCAUUUGGGCAUUCCCGAUAAUUGUCUACGCCUUCAUCCCCUCACUCACCCUUCUCCAUGGAGUUCCCAUUUUCCCAAAGGUGGACGAGCCUACGUUCUUAUUGUAUUUGUUUCUAUUCGUUGGGGCCUACACGCAAGACUGUUUUGAUUUCAUCUUCACACAAGGCACGCUACUAACGUGGUGGAGUGACCAACGGAACUGGCUAUUGAGGGGACUCUCGAGUUACCUAUUCGGGUUCAUAGAGUACGUGACCAACCUUCUAGGCCUGGCCACAAGUGGGUUCCACCUGACAGACAAGGUCUUGGACGACGAGCUAAGCAAAAGAUAUGACCAAGGAAUGUUCGAGUUUGGGGUUGCGUCACCCAUGUUUGUCCCACUAGCAACUGCGGCCAUUAUAAACCUAGUCGCCUUUGUUGGUGGGUUCUCGCGCACUUUUGUGAACGGGAGCUUUGGUACUUUUUUCGUGCAGAUUUUUGUUGCAGGUUUUGGGGUCGUGAAUGCUUUGCCAAUAUAUGAGGCCAUGGUUUUGAGACACGACAAUGGGAGGAUGCCGGGUAGGGUCACGAUAACAUCUGCAAUUCUUGUCGGGGCUCUCUAUGGGGUUGCGUCUCUUUUUGCAUAA
Striga hermonthica is the source of this 2199-nucleotide messenger RNA. The record is from the annotation of a GenBank genome assembly. Lineage: Eukaryota; Viridiplantae; Streptophyta; Magnoliopsida; Lamiales; Orobanchaceae.